Trachemys scripta elegans is the source of this 2278-nucleotide messenger RNA. RefSeq names its product zinc finger AN1-type containing 1 (gene ZFAND1). The record is from RefSeq and is a predicted model, not a curated record. Gene Ontology annotation, molecular function: zinc ion binding. Bases 104 to 913 code for a protein of 269 amino acids. The transcript has 8 exons. NCBI's taxonomy places the organism in Eukaryota, Metazoa, Chordata, Testudines, Emydidae. Gene Ontology annotation, cellular component: cytoplasmic stress granule; cytoplasm. Gene Ontology annotation, biological process: cytoplasmic stress granule disassembly.
CCGCCCCUCUGACAGUCGCGGAAAGGAGACCUCCAACAUCCCAACAAUCCCCGCGCAAACACACCGACUGAGCAACCCCGAGGCGCAGGCGCAGGGGGCUGCGAUGGCGGAGCUGGCGAUCGGGCAGCACUGCGGGGCGGAGCACUGCGGCCAGCUGGAUUUUCUGCCCUUUGUAUGUGAUGGCUGUUCAGGAGUUUUUUGCCUUCAACAUAGAAGCCGGGAUUCUCAUGGCUGUUCUGAGGUGAAUAUAAGAAGCGAGAGCAUGAAAUUGGACGAACAUCGAUCUUACCCAUGCACGUAUAAGGGCUGCAAUGGAAAAGCGCUUUUACCAGUUUUAUGCUCCUACUGCAAGAAACAGUUUUGCUUAAGACACCGUCAUCAGUCAGACCAUGAGUGUGAGAAACUGGAUACCCCUAAACCUCGCAUGGCUGCUACUCAGAAGCUAGUUAAAGAUAUUAUAGAUUCUAAAAAGGAGGAGGCAGUAAGAAGCAAAAGACGGAAAGGAGCAAAAAACAGUGAAACAGCAGCAAAGGUGGCACUAAUGAAACUGAAAAUGCACGCAUGUGGGGAUAAGUCCUUGCCACAGACAGAAAGAAUUUACUUUCAAGUGUUUUUACCUAAGGGAAGCAAGGAGAAGAGCAAAUCCAUGUUCUUUUGCAGUAAGUGGAGUAUUGGCAAAGUAGUAGAUUUUGCAGCUUGCUUAGCAGACCUUAAAAAUGACAACAACAAAUCAACAGCCAAGAAAUUAAGGCUGUGUCAUACUGCAUCUGGAGAAGCUUUGCCAUUGGACCACACAUUGGCUACUUGGCUAUCCAAUCAAGAGUGUCCAUUAUAUAAUGGUGGAAACAUUAUUCUGGAAUACCUUGAUAAUGAAGAUCAGUUUAUAGAAGAUACGAAUUCAUAUUUAGAGUAGCUAAUUGGUGAACUGGAUGGAAACAAAGAUCACCAGAAAAAACACUGAGAUAAAGCCAAACACAACUUACAUUUAGAAUGGGUUCAGGCCUGAUUCGGCCCUCAGCCACCCAGAAACAAUUCCCACCAACUUCAGUGGGAGUUGCAUCUGCAUAACUGUGGGUAGAAUUGAGCCCUAUCUCUAAAAAUAAAUGUAUAUUUUUAAUGUAGAACAGUUGUGGUUACUUGAAACAAUAGUUUAACCCAUUUAAUAAAUAUUUGAUGUCGGUCAAUUUGAAAUAGUUAUAAGACAGAAAGUAUUCCAGUCACAACUGGCACAGGAUGCCUAUGGCAAGUAAACUAACUAAUCCACUAGCUACCAAAACUUGGGAGUGGUUGAUACUGCUAAAAAGAGAAUGGAUUGGUAAGUGGACAUCACCUCUGUGACAUGAAUCUUUCCAUUUAUUUUAUUCUAUUGCCAUGCAACCAAAUGAAAUUUUUAUCUUUGGUUUUGUAUUUUAAAGUAUUUUUUUGUACAUUACAAAGUAUUGAUGAAAACAAUAAAUGAAUUAAUAAUGUAAACCAGCAGAGUGAACCAUUAACUAAAGAGAUAAGAAGCUGCUUAUAUUAUUGGAGGGGAUACCUGGUUUGACCUAGAUCCCUUCUUCAUUCUACAGCUCCCUCUUUUGUCGCUAAACAGAGUGACAGCCCUACAGAACAGUCCAGUACCUUUCUAAAGCAUGACAGUAAUGUAUGUUUUAUUCUCUAUUUCUUCCUUUUAAGAAUGUACAGGACCGAGUUUGAAAAAAAAAAAAAAAAAAAAACAACCCAUGUUUUACAAGCUCAUAUGUGAGGCAGUAUUGUCCAGUGGUUAGGGAGCUAACCUACGACUUGGUAGACCUGGGAUCAAGUCCCUACAUGGUCACAGACUUCCUAUAAGACCUUGGACUUAGUCUCUCUGUUCUUCAAUUUUCCAUCUGUAAAAAGGAGAUAAUAGCAUUUUCCUACAUCUCAGGGGUAUUAUAAGGAUAAAUAUAUUAAAGAUUCUGAGGCACUUAAUUACUGAGGUAAUUAGGGCCAUAUAAGUACAAAAGACAAGCAAGUUUUCAUAACAUGUAAAAUGCUAUUUAGCUAAUGAGAGUAGAUAUUUGAGUUUAAACAGGUGUUUUCUCCCAGACAGGGAUCCAUGUCCCAUGCUGCACAUUCAACACAAUAAUGUUACAGGCAGGCACUGCAGGUUUAUGCAGCAGAAAGCUCAGCUUUCUACAUUUUUCAUACAUAUUGUAUUGUGUUGUAAUUGAAAUCAAAGUGUAUAUUAUCUUUAUUACAAAUAUUUACACCGUAAAAAUCAGACAAAAGUGAUAUUUUUCAGUUCACCUCAUACAAU